UCACUCCCAAGCCCAACCUGUUCAACCUGUCUGCACCUGGAUGACAAGAGAGGGUGGGUAAAUCACGCCGCAGUAGACUGAAGUGUUGGCUGAAGAGUAAAAGGUGGAUGAGGAGAAGGAGGAGGAGUAGCAGGAGGAGGCCAUGGAAGCGGACAACACAGACGAGAUUGAGUCUCUCAUGGAGGACAUGGACUAUAUCCCCGGUCACUUCCACCUGGAGCUCAACCUCAACUGUGACCCCGAUGGGCCCGUGAGGCUACGGCACAGAGACACUUACCUUAAACAAGAGAGCCUGUGGGGAGAGUUGGAGGCCGAAGUUGGAUAUUUACAGUACGCUGUCCGAAAUCUCCUGGGUCUGCUGGCUUUCCACCUGGAACAGCUGGACACGGCUGAAGAAACGUUUAGAAAUAUUUGUAAAGAAGAUCCUGGAAACCUCAAUGCCUGGGCCAACCUAGGCUAUGUGUACGACAAACUGGGGAGAGAGCUGGAUGCAGCGGAGUGUGUGGAGAAAGUGUCCCAGCUCAUGGGUUUAGAUGGUGGAGAGGCCACUCAGGAAGAGACCAGACUCCUGGCGGCUCGCUGUCUGGCCGAACAGGCCUACGUUUAUCCUCACGAUGUGGAGCUGGACAGCGAGGACGACCUGAGAGAGAGACUGACCGCAGCACUGACAUUUUACAACAAAGCCCUAGACUAUGGGGGACAACUGAUUCCAACUGAGGAAAAACGGAGCUGGUAUUUUAAGAUGGCAACCAUCUACAUAAGACUAGACGAUAUAGUAAAGACAAACAACGACUCUGAAUACUCCAGACUUUCUCACUACAAUAAGGGGCUGAGGCUUCUCAAAAAAACACUGGAAUCUGAGAGAACACAACAUAAAGCUUUAGCCUGGUGUUACAUUGGCAUAUUGUUGGAGCGGAAAGACGAGUUCACCACUGUGCCGAUGUCUAUACACGACUGUGGCUACUCUGCCUCUGAGCCACUGUCCUUCUAUGGAACAGCCAUAAAUAUGGCCAGUGAUGAUGCAUUCAUCCUGAAUCUUCUGGCCAAGGUCUUCUUCCUGUUGGGCAAACACGAGAUGGCCACCGGGAUCAGCAACAUGGCGUUAAAUGUGUUGCCAGAUCCGGAGCUUAACUGGCAGGCGUACUGCACCCGCGCCAAGAUAAAUAUGGUGCUUUACAUCAGAGACCUAGAAAAGGCUAAACAUGGUCAAGGUGGAGUCCCAGACCGACAGAGGCUAACUGAGGCCAGAAAAGACUUGGACAAGGUCCUCACUGUACGUCCAUGUCUGCGAACUCACCUCGAGAUGGCUCAGCUGUACUACUACAUGGGCGUCGAUGCACUCCAGGAAAGCCUCUUGGUGGACGAGGGAGCCGUGAAUAAUGCAUUGGUGAGUUUGUCCCAUGCUCUACAUUUCAAGCUGGGCGACAGCUUGCCAGACCUCCAUGUGCUCAGAGGACGCUGCCUCCUGCUGAAGGGCGAGGAUCAGAAUGCCGCAGACUGCUUUAAACAGGCUAUGGAGUUAGAAAGGCCAGGAAGCAGAGACACCACAGCGCUGCGCUGCCUCCUACAGGCCCUGCUGGCUCUGUUCAUGCAGGGUGGCACUGAUCCUGGUCCUGCCAUCACUCAGCUGGAGAUGUGGGUGCGCAAGGCAGAGGAGAGGUACCCUCAGGACAUUGUGAAGGCUGAGCUCAGGUACCUUUACCGGACUCAGACAGCAGAAGUCACAGAGUUAUCCCGGGCCCUGAUCAGCACAGGACGACUGGAUCUAGUGAAGAGGCUACUGGAGACAGUGGUGCCCAAACAAGUCUCCAAGAGGAAAGUUGCAAAGGCAUUUUCCUUCACAUGAGCCACAUAUGUGACAUUAGUAGGUACACUCUGGGCAUCUGAUGGGUUAAACAAUGUGACAUGGGAAUAUCUGUUCAUACAUCAGAAAGAUGCGUCUCAUAUGAAUGUGUUUUCAACAAAACAAAUAAAUCAAGUUACUGUACUUACUAUGCUGUAGCUUCAACAUGUACAGCAAGCCAUAAAUAAUUUACACUGAAUGUUUUCGCCAGUUAUCAAACAACACAUUUCUUUAGUUUUGCGUGAUAAUACUGUAGUAACUUUGAUGUUAAGUUACAAAAAGCAAAACGUAAACCUGCAAACAAUGAAACCACUGCUAAUGUCAUUUCUGUGACUUGCCACCAGCAGAGCAAUAAAAUACCACUUAAAUUUGAA
This is a messenger RNA of Solea senegalensis (Senegalese sole), 2217 nucleotides long. RefSeq names its product tetratricopeptide repeat domain 22 (gene ttc22). The transcript has 9 exons. NCBI's taxonomy places the organism in Eukaryota, Metazoa, Chordata, Actinopteri, Pleuronectiformes, Soleidae. Bases 143 to 1846 code for a protein of 567 amino acids. The record is from RefSeq and is a predicted model, not a curated record. Gene Ontology annotation, molecular function: protein binding.